Dichomitus squalens LYAD-421 SS1 is the source of this 339-nucleotide messenger RNA. RefSeq lists its product as uncharacterized. NCBI's taxonomy places the organism in Eukaryota, Fungi, Basidiomycota, Agaricomycetes, Polyporales, Polyporaceae. The transcript is spliced from 5 exons. The record is from RefSeq and is a predicted model, not a curated record. The coding region runs from base 1 to 339 and encodes 112 amino acids.
AUGCUAUGGGAUGGUAUUCUAUACUUCAUCGUCCUUCAAGUCCUGAAUGUCCUUCAUCUCGUUUUCACCGAGCUUUCCAUCAUUAGUUCAUACGGCCUGAGCGACAUUUCAAUAUUCACAUCCCACCUGACAUCUGUAAUCCUCUCCAACUUCCUCAUGGAUCUCCAACAAUCGUACCAGAAAAACGUUAACUUGGACACAGACGAUCCCCUCCACACUUCGCAUAUUUCUACGCUGCGCUCGGAUACUGCGUCUUACAGCCUUGGGCCGCUCGGCGCGAUCAUAGGUCCCGAUACAUAUCCGGCAGAUGCGGAGCUAGAAGACAUGACAACGGCAUAG